This is a messenger RNA of Gymnogyps californianus (California condor), 3376 nucleotides long. It is a transcript of the gene C27H6orf89, whose product is annotated as chromosome 27 C6orf89 homolog. The transcript is spliced from 8 exons. NCBI's taxonomy places the organism in Eukaryota, Metazoa, Chordata, Aves, Accipitriformes, Cathartidae. The record is from RefSeq and is a predicted model, not a curated record. The coding region runs from base 62 to 1114 and encodes 350 amino acids. Gene Ontology annotation, cellular component: Golgi membrane; nucleolus.
CCAUCUCUCAGCCCUUUACUCCUGGAAGCCUUUCCCGCACUUUUUAGGGGGUUAACACCCCAUGCAUGGUCACCGCUUGUCACUGAAGCUGCGGGAAUGGGCAUCCGUGUCCCCAUGGGGCUGGGGGGAUUUUUCAUCGGGGGCCAUGGAGCUUUCGGCCAAUGAGCUCAGCAUUUAUGACAAGCUAUCAGAGACGAUUGAUCUAGUGAGGCAGACUGGCCACCAGUGCGGGAUGUCAGAAAAAGCCAUUGAGAAAUUCAUCAAGCAGCUCUUGGAAAGAAACGAACCCCAAAGGGGACCUCCGCGGUACCCUAUCUUAGUGGCUCUCUACAAGGGCCUGCUCACACUGGGAUUGGUCUUGCUGACUGUUUACUUUGUGAUCCAGCCAUACAGCCCGCUGCCGCCUGAAGCUCCGCUCUCCAGAGUCCAUGCCUGGGGCUCCCUCAUCGGUCACAUCCGGCUGCUCUCUCUGCCCAUUGCCAAGAAGUACAUGCUCGAGAAAUGCCAGGACUGGUGGGCAGCAGGUUGCAGACAGAACACUUCUAUGCUUCCCGCAAACUGCACGGUCUGUUCUGCUGUGAAAAGCCUUCCAAUAGUGACAGACUUCGGAGAACUAUCAGAAAAGUUCCAGAGGUCUCAGCCCUUUCUAAUCAAGACAGGGCAGCAUCUCUCCUAUGAAGAACUGAAGCAUUUUCAGUCCCAGGAUCCAGACCUGGCAGAGGUUAUAAUAGAAGAAAAUUCAGCUGAAUUGUGGAGCUGCCCAUUUUUCUUUCCCUGGAACAAAUCUGUGAAUAAAACUCGGAUUCUGCAGGAAUUUUUCCCCACUUCCUCUUUGCUGUCCUUCCCCAAGACAGUGUCCCUGGAGAGCUGCUUCCUCAUCCGCCAUCCAGAUUUGGGGAAUAAGAGCUACAGUUUGCACAGCCUCUUUGCUGUUGGAAGCGGACAGCUCACCCUGACUGUUGUACCUCUGGACAAGUGCAGGGGACACUGUGAGAUGUUCAAGGUGGAGCUGGAAGCUGGAGAUUUGGGUUAUGCCAGCGCAGAUUACUGGACAAUGAGCUUCAUGGCCAAAGGGACGGAGCCGGCGGUUGUUUGUGAUGGAGCUGCUAGCUAAGGACGGUGGGGUGGGAGAAGAGAGCUGUUUCCAGGACAAGAAGACUUUCAGCUUUGAAGCCAAGGCAACGUCUUGAAAGAGAGAGAGCUGGGGCAACUGGGGCAGGCAGCUUUGCCACCCUGCAUGUUUACAGUGUUUAAAAAUGACUGUUUUCCUGACCCUUGAGGUAAUUCUUUGCCUUUCCUCAAAUGUAUUUUGGGAGAAGCUCAAGCUAUUUAUGACCUUCCCUGUCCCCUCAGGUAAGCCCUGGGUUUGCAGCAAAGGGUUUUUUCCAGGAGCAACAGAGGGAUUUCUCAGGAUGAGAUUCACCUUGUGUCCUUUGUGGAUUAUGGCACUUCUGAAACUUCCUGGGGGGUUUGGGAGUGGAGGGGAUGUGUGACAUUUCUGUGUACAUUCCUCCUGAGGAGGAGGCUUUGAGCCUGUCUUGUCGGGCCAGCUCUAUAAAGGGAAUGAAUUGGUGAUGUGUCCCAACUCCACCCCAUCUCUCCAUCACGUACAUAGCUGUGUGCCUCAGUAGCGUGCCCCGCAAAGCCGAUCUCAGCUCCGUGCUCCAGGGCUGAGAUGAGCCUUGCAGCCUAAGGGCAGAGACCCUCACCCACCGCGUCAUUCUUGUACCAGAAGAAUCUGUUCAGGCCUCUUCUUUGUGUCUUGUGAUCACUCUUCUGCGGUUCUCUAUCAGCAGGUUGUGAGUGAGUCAAAGAGUAACUGUGCUUUCUUUUUUUUCUCCACCUCCUUUCCUACAAAAAUGCCGAUGCGAGUUUUAGUGGUGAUGGUGCUGAGAGUGCAGUAGUUCUGGAUGGAGAUGGGGCUGGGUGCAGCCCUGUACAAGUUUCAUCUUCUGAUUGUGCGCCUAAGACACCAGGGCUGCAUGACCGUUUUCAUAGAUUCCUUGCUUUGAGAGGUGCUGCCUGUGUUCCCGGCCCAGGGUACCUACGGGUGCACCUGAAAGCUUCCUCAUCCCUGGCAUUUUCUACAUCGACUCCUUCCAGACCUGGAACUCUAUCUUCAGAAUGAACGUUGGUUUUUCCUGAGUCUUUUCCAAGCUGCCUUCGCAUGCUUCCUGUUGCUUGAGCACUGCUUUAUCCAAUGCCCUGAGAGAGGCUCGGUUUCAGUGUUUGCAGGCUGCGGAUGCUGCGGUCCCUUCCAAGUCUGAUCCUUUGGGUCUGAUCCUGCUGUUGAAGAUCACUUACAGAUGUGUCAGGCUGAACUCAUAGGCUGGGGCUGGGGUUCAGGACAUACUCUCACACUUGUUAAUAUGGAACUGGGAGGGGUUUUGUUUGAAAGCAAGUUAACUCUGUUCUCGGGAGCGAGAACCUUUUUCCUCUGUAAAUAUUUUAGGUAUGCGUAAAAUGACAGAUUGGAAAAAUGUCUAUUUGUUUUUGAGCAAGACCAGGAGAAUGGGAGCAAACGUCGUACUAAUCUUAUUAGGGUCUGACAAAAGCUGCCAAGUGGGAUGACCACGUCUGGCUCCUGUACAAGGAUAAGGCAGAGGACAGUUCCCGCUCCAAAGAAUUUAGUCUGAGGCCUUGACACUACAAACACUUCUAUGCAUAACCCUUGUUUUUCUCCUGUCAACGAGUAAGAAGAACCCCAGCACCCGUGUCAGUCUGUGUGCAUGGCCCUCAACACUGGACCAACACGCACCAGAUCUAGUAGAACCAAAGGGGGAGAGCCUGACUCUCUCAGGACAGAAAAGGACUAAUUUAAUUUGUAGCAAAAUAUUAAAGAGAAUUGGAUUAAUAAGACUUCUGUUAGUAUUGUUAAUGCUUGGGGUGUGUUUUACACUUGUGACAGUACAUGCAAUCCUGUCCAUGCCAAGACACACACACACCGCUCCUCUCCCUCCUCUUAAAGCCUGGGUCUUAGUUCAUGGAAAUUCGGGAGUUUGAUGGUGGCGGAAUUAGGGCCUCAUUAGUGACUGUUGCUAUUUACACUUUGGCAGCUUCUCAAGUCAAAUUCAAAGGCUGACAAGGUUACUUCACCUCUUACUGGUUUUGUACCUGAUCCAUUUCCGUAAAGCAUUUGGUUAGAGAUGCAUGGGGAGAGAACCUGCUGGACCCAUUAUUGCCGAGAUUGCGGGUGGUUUGGUGAUGCGGUUACUUCUAAGUGUCCUUGAAUGUAACUUGUGAAAGAGCUGCGGAGACAAUUCUCAAGUGUCUGUGAAAUGCCUGUAUUUUGUGAGUUGCGCUUAAGCCGUUGUGGCUGUCCGGCUCCUUUGGGAAGAAGCAGAGAAGAUGGAUCUAUUUAUGGUUGCUGUUUAGA